This is a messenger RNA of Apodemus sylvaticus (European woodmouse), 573 nucleotides long. RefSeq names its product keratin-associated protein 4-7-like. The transcript has a single exon. Bases 1 to 573 code for a protein of 190 amino acids. The record is from RefSeq and is a predicted model, not a curated record. Gene Ontology annotation, cellular component: keratin filament. Lineage: Eukaryota; Metazoa; Chordata; Mammalia; Rodentia; Muridae.
AUGGUCAGCUCCUGUUGUGGCUCUGUCUGCUCUGAGGAGGGCUGUGGCCAAGGCUGCUGCCAGCCCAGCUGCUGCCAGACCACCUGCUGCAGGCCCACCUGCUGUGUGUCCAGCUGCUGCAGACCCAGCUGCUGUGUGUCCAGCUGCUGCAGGCCCAGCUGCUGUGUGUCCAGCUGCUGCAGACCCCAGUGCUGCCAGUCUGUGUGCUGCCAGCCCACCUGCUGCCGCCCCAGUUGCUGCAGACCCAGCUGCUGCAGACCCAGCUGCUGUGUGUCCAGCUGCUGCAGGCCUUCUUGCUGCAUUUCUAGCUGCUGUAGGCCUUCCUGCUGCCGCCCAAGCUGCUGUGUGUCUAGCUGCUGCAGGCCCUCUUGCUGCACCUCUAGCUGCUGCCGCCCUACCUGUUGCAUUUCUAGCUGCUGCAGGCCCAGCUGCUGCAUUUCUAGCUGCUGCCGCCCCAGCUGCUGUGUGUCCAGCUGCUGCAGGCCCCAGUGCUGCAUCUCUAGCUGCUGCCGCCCCACCUGCUGCCAGACCACCUGCUGCCGCCCAGCAUGCUCUAGUUGUUCUUGCUGCUGA